AUCUGGUCACUACAUGAACUUUGUAAUACUUGUGACGUUGAAUCACUUUGUCCUAUCAGGAAACAGAAGAGCUAUAAAUCACCCUCCAGUGAAGAAUUCCUGCCAAUUCUACAACUACCUGAUGAAGACUAUUGGAAUUAAUACCACAACAAAGGACAGAAGAAACUUCUGAUCUUCAUGGAAACAAAAGAGAUGAUUCUGCCAGCAGUGUUCCUGUGUUUCACAGCUGUGCUGCCUCCGUCCACUGGACAGGAAACUGCAGCUCUCAAUGCUCUGUCAAGCAGCAGAGCAGAGCAGCAGAAAUUGAUUGUUGACAGACAUAAUGCCCUCAGGAGAGGAGUAAAACCAACUGCCAGCAACAUGAUGAAGAUGGAAUGGUGUCCUGCAGCUGCAGAGAAUGCCCAAAAUUGGGCCAAUCAAUGUAAUUUAAGGCACAGUCCUCCUAACCUGAGGAGAACCAAUGUUCAAUGUGGUGAAAAUCUCUUCAUGUCCUCUGCCCCGUUCUCAUGGUCAGAUGUUCUUCAGACCUGGUACAAUGAGGAGAAAAAUUUCGAAUAUGGAACUGGGGCAAAACCAAAAGGUGCUAUGUUUGGCCAUUACACUCAGAUGGUUUGGCACAAUUCUUAUAAAAUUGGAUGUGGUUUUGCUUUCUGCAGCAACACUACGUACAGUUACUUUUAUGUCUGCCAGUACUGCCCCGUGGGAAACCUAAUAGGUUCAAUGAAGACACCCUACAAGGAAGGAGAGCCCUGUGGGGAUUGCCCCAAUGCUUGUGAGGAUGGACUAUGCACCAACCCCUGCAAGUACCAGGACCUCCUUGGAAACUGCAAAAAUUUGAAAAUGUUGUUUGGCUGUAACCACUCACUGGUGAAGAAGAAGUGUCCUGCAAGCUGCAAAUGCACCACUCAAAUCAUCUAA
Messenger RNA from Melospiza georgiana, 918 nucleotides. It is a transcript of the gene CRISP2, whose product is annotated as cysteine rich secretory protein 2. NCBI's taxonomy places the organism in Eukaryota, Metazoa, Chordata, Aves, Passeriformes, Passerellidae. The record is from RefSeq and is a predicted model, not a curated record. Gene Ontology annotation, cellular component: extracellular region.